AGGGGCUCCUCUGCCUGCCUGCCGCGUUUCCUCCCCCAUGUGUGUUGGGACAGCUGAGCAGGCUGGGCUGACCCAACCAGCUAGGGUGGGGAAGCUGUCUAGGCAGCUCUUCAGAGAGAAAGAGCAGCCAGAGCAGCAGAGUCCCAGGUACACACCGGCAGACCCGGCCUGCAGGCUGCUCUGUCGCCAAUGAACUCCAUGAACCCCAUGAAACCUGCCCUGCCCCCCACACCACACGGUGAUGGUUCAUUUGCAUACGAGUCUGUGCCUUGGCAACAGAGCGCCACUCAGCCUGCCGGGUCCCUGUCCGUGGUCACUACCGUGUGGGGAGUCAGCAACGCAACACAGAGCCAGGUUCUGGGGAACCCCAUGGGCCCUGCAGGAAGCCCCCCUGGCAGCACCAUGAUGCCUGGCGUGGCGGGUGGCAGCUCUGCCUUGACCUCCCCACAGUGCCUGGGACAGCAGGCCUUUGCCGAAGGUGGUGCUAGCAAGGGCUACGUGCAGCAAGGCGUGUAUGGCCGUGGGGGCUACCCUGGGGGCCCCAGCUUCACCACUGGGUAUGCGGGUGGCCCAGGGGGCCUGGGACUCCCGUCACAUGCCACACGACCCUCUGCUGACUUCACACAAGCAGCAGCCGCAGCCGCCAUGGCUGCUGCUGCAGCCACGGCCACCGCCACUGCCACUGCCACCGUGGCUGCCCUGCAGGAAAAGCAGAGCCAGGAGCUGAGCCAGUAUGGAGCGAUGGGUCCCGGACAGUCAUUCAACAGCCAGUUUCUACAGCAUGGAGGGCCCCGGGGUCCCAGCGUUCCCCCCGGCAUGAACCCUACUGGCAUGGGGGGGAUGAUAGGCCCCUCUGCCCUCUCCCCUAUGGCCAUGAACCCUACCCGGGCAGCGGGCCUGACACCUCUGUAUGCAGGGCAGCGUCUGCCCCAGCACAGCUACCCAGGGCCUGCUCAGGCCCAGCCGCUGCCCCGACCUGGGGUCAAGAGGACCUACUCUGAGGUAUAUCCAGGGCAGCAGUAUCUGCAAGGCGGCCAGUAUACGCCCAGCACUGCCCAGUAUGCCCCCGGCCCUGGGCAGCCUCCCGCCCCCGCCCCCUCCUACCCUGGGCACAGGCUACCCCUGCAGCAGGGCAUAGGCCAGUCCCUGCCUGCGCCUGGCCCCACGGGACUGCACUACAAGCCCACGGAGCAGUUCAACGGUCAGGGCGCCAGCUUCAAUGGGGCCAGCGUGAGCUAUAGCCAGCCGGGCCUGAGCGGGCCUGCCCGGACUGUCCCUGGCUACCCCAGCUCCCCGCUGCCAGGGAACCCUACGCCACCCAUGACACCCAGCAGUGGUGUGCCCUACAUGUCCCCGAGCCAGGAGGUCAAGUCUCCCUUCCUGCCUGACCUCAAGCCGGGCCUCAGCACCUUGCACCCCUCACCCGCGGGAGGCGGCCCCUGUGAUGAGCUGCGGCUGACCUUCCCGGUGAGGGAUGGGGUGGUCCUGGAGCCCUUCCGCCUGCAGCACAACCUGGCUGUCAGCAACCACGUCUUCCAGCUGCGUGACUCGGUGUACAAGACCCUGAUGCUGCGGCCCGACCUCGAGCUGCAGUUCAAGUGCUACCACCACGAGGACCGCCAGAUGAACACGAACUGGCCGGCCUCAGUGCAAGUCAGCGUCAACGCCACGCCGCUCUCCAUUGAGCGGGGCGACAACAAGACCUCGCACAAGCCACUCUACCUGAAGCAUGUGUGCCAGCCGGGCAGAAACACCAUCCAGAUCACAGUCACUGCCUGCUGCUGCUCGCACCUCUUCGUGCUGCAGCUGGUGCACCGCCCAUCCGUGCGCUCCGUGCUGCAGGGCCUUCUCAAGAAGCGCUUGCUGCCUGCAGAACACUGCAUCACCAAGAUAAAGCGGAAUUUCAGCAGCGGUACCAUCCCUGGCACCCCUGGGCCCAACGGAGAGGACGGGGUAGAGCAGACGGCUAUCAAGGUGUCCCUAAAGUGCCCCAUCACCUUCCGCAGGAUCCAGCUCCCUGCCCGUGGACAUGACUGUCGCCACAUACAGUGCUUUGACCUGGAGUCCUACCUGCAGCUCAACUGUGAACGGGGGACCUGGCGGUGCCCUGUGUGCAACAAGACAGCACUGCUGGAGGGGCUGGAGGUAGACCAGUACAUGUUAGGCAUCCUGAUUUACAUCCAGAAUUCCGACUACGAGGAGAUCACCAUUGACCCCACGUGCAGCUGGAAGCCCGUCCCCGUGAAGCCCGACGUGCACAUCAAGGAGGAGCCGGAUGGGCCGGUGCUGAAGCGCUGCCGCACCGUGAGCCCCUCACAUGUGCUCAUGCCCAGCGUGAUGGAGAUGAUUGCAGCCCUGGGCCCCGGCAGUGCCCCCUUCGCUCCCCUGCAGCCCCCCUCGGGCCCUGUACCCAGCGACUACCCGGGCCAGGGUUCCAGCUUCCUGGGGCCUGGGCCCUUCCCCGAAUCCUUCCCCCCGACCACACCCAGCACCCCAAGCCUUGUGGAGUUCACCCCGGGGCCGCCCCCCAUCUCCUACCAGUCGGACAUUCCCAGCAGCCUCCUGACUCCAGAGAAAGCUGCUCCCUGCCUCCCUGGCCAGAUGACACCAGCAGGCCACUUGGACCCAGCCCACAAUCCCGGGCCACCGGGGCUGCACGCAUCCAACCUUGGGGCGCCCCCAGACCCCCAGUUGCACCACCCGACCCCUCCCCCUACGUCCCGGCCACCCCUGGGCCAGGCGAGCUCAGGGCCCGUCAGUGAGCUGGCCUUCAACCCGGCCACAGGCGUGAUGGGGCCCCCCAGCAUGGCCGGGCCGGGGGAGGGCCCGGAACCAGCUCUGGAUCUGCUCCCGGAGCUCACGAACCCCGACGAGCUGCUGUCCUACCUAGGCCCCCCCGACCUCCCCACAAACAGCAAUGAUGACCUGCUCUCUCUCUUCGAGAACAACUGAUUCUGUG
Molecule: messenger RNA, 2959 nt
Organism: Fukomys damarensis (Damara mole-rat)
Lineage: Eukaryota; Metazoa; Chordata; Mammalia; Rodentia; Bathyergidae
Gene: Zmiz2
Product: zinc finger MIZ-type containing 2
Exons: 19
Coding region: 190-2952 (920 amino acids)
Biological process (GO): regulation of transcription by RNA polymerase II; protein sumoylation
Molecular function (GO): SUMO ligase activity; zinc ion binding
Source: RefSeq, a predicted model, not a curated record